CUCAGCGGCACUUUGAGGGGUGUCCUAUCUCGGUACUGGAGCUUGGAGAGUCUCCACUCCACCACAGCUGCUCUGCCUGAUGGGACCUCCCACAAAUACAGGUCUGGAGAAGAGCUUGGCAGUGAAGAAGACUUGUUGUAUGAAGAGUUCUGCAGUUCUGUACACUGUUUUGGACAUCCAGGAGGAGGUGGAGGAGAGCAGUUAGCUGUCAAUGAGCUUAUCAGCGAUGGCAGUGUGGUGUAUGCAGAAGCCCUUUGGGAUCACGUCACCAUGGAUGACCAGGAGCUCGGUUUUAAGGCUGGUGAUGUCAUUGAAGUAGUGGAUGCCACCAACAAGGAGUGGUGGUGGGGUCGUAUCAUAGACAAUGAGGGAUGGUUUCCGGCCUGCUUUGUUCGGUUGCGUGUGAAUCAGGAUGAGCCUACAGAUGACUUUAAAGCCCACCUGGAGAUGGAUGGCUCCACUGGAAGCAAAGAUAGGCUAACUCUUGGAUUGUUCUUGGGACCAGGGUUGCCCAGCAAGGAACAGAUGAGAGCAAAUGUCAUUAAUGAGAUAAUUAGCACGGAGAGAGAUUACAUCCAGCACCUAAAAGACAUCUGCGAGGGUUAUAUCAAACAGUGCCGUAAGAGGACAGAUAUGUUCAACGAGGAGCAACUUCAUACCAUCUUUGGUAAUGUUGAAGAGAUCUACAAGUUCCAGAGAAAAUUCCUAAAAAACCUUGAGAAGAAAUACAACAAGGAGCAACCACACCUCAGUGAGAUUGGCUGCUGCUUCCUUGAACAUCAAAUACAUUUUCAGAUCUAUUCCGAGUACUGCAACAACCAUCCCAACGCCUGUAUCCAGCUCUCCCUGCUUAUGAAGAUCAGCAAGUUUGUGUUCUUCUUUGAGGCCUGUAGACUCCUCCAGAAGAUGAUCGACAUUUCUCUGGAUGGAUUCCUGCUCACGCCGGUUCAGAAGAUCUGCAAGUAUCCAUUGCAGCUAGCCGAGCUGCUCAAAUAUACCAACCCACAGCACAGAGAAUAUAAAGACGUGGAAGCGGCCCUAAACGCAAUGAAGAAUGUGGCCAGGCUCAUUAAUGAACGGAAACGGCGCCUUGAGAAUAUUGAAAAGAUCGCACGAUGGCAAAGUUCCAUAGAGGGUUGGGAGGGUGCAGAUAUAUUAAGCAGGAGCUCUGAUCUCAUCUUCUCAGGAGAGUUGACCAAACUCUCUUUACCACAUGCCAGGAGUCAACAGAGAAUGUUUUUCCUCUUUGACCAUCAGCUCGUGUAUUGCAAAAAGGAUCUCUUGCGCCGCGACAUGCUAUAUUAUAAAGGUCGACUGGACAUGGACCACAUGGAGAUUGUUGAUGUUGAGGAUGGCAAGGAGAACCACUUUAACAUCAGUGUGAAAAAUACGCUGAAGCUGCGAUCCCUUAUUGGUGGUGAGGUACACCUCCUAUGUGCCAAGAAGCCUGAACAGAAACAGCGAUGGCUUCGAGCAUUUGGUGAAGAGAGACGGCGGGUCCAGUCUGACCGGGAGACAGGGUUUACACUCACUGAAGACCAGAAAAAACAGGCUAUUCUAAAUGCCUGUAAAACCUGUUUGUCUGGAAAACCCAAAGUGAUGAGCAGACCGUAUUACGACCUACUGAGACAGAAACAUCCGUCCCUCCCCACGGCCUUAUCGCAACAGCACGUCUUCAUGCUGGAAGAACCCAAACGCAAAGCCUCGACCUUCUGGCACAAUAUCAGCAGACUUACACCCUUUAAAAAAUAA
Nerophis lumbriciformis (worm pipefish) is the source of this 1752-nucleotide messenger RNA. Lineage: Eukaryota; Metazoa; Chordata; Actinopteri; Syngnathiformes; Syngnathidae. The record is from RefSeq and is a predicted model, not a curated record.